CUUAAGUAUACGAAGCUCUGCAUGAUCUAGAGACAGCUCCCAAGACCAUCAAAGUCUAAGUUUCAGAAACGAAAGACUCGCGGUGCUUUCAUUUUUCCUAAACGGAUAUCACAAUGGCCUGGGGAAUUCUCGAAUCAAACCGCCUGGAACAUGUUCCUGGGACAUCUCUUCUCGAGGAUGACGCCGUCGGUGGUAGUGUUGUCUCUUCAACGCUGAAACGUGCAACGGGCAAACAACAGCACAUUGUCCUGGUCCCACAGCCCUCCAACGACCUCAACGAUCCCCUUCGUUGGCCUCUUUGGCAACGCGACUUGAUGCUGCUGAUGUACUUAUACGUUACCUUGUUGAGUGUAGGAGGGAUCGGCCCGUUACUGUCGGCAUCGGCUCUCAUCUUGGUGGAGGACUUUAACAUCACUUUCACCGAGGUCUCGUUAUUGACCGGAUAUCAACUUUGUGCAGUGGGGGGUAUCGGGAUUUUCAUAUCGGCACUGUGCCAUAAAUACGGGAAACGGCCUGGGUUUCUAUUUUCUAUCACAGUAGCUUUUGUCGGUACCGUGUGGGGUGGUGCAGCACAAAGCUAUGGGUCGCUGUUGGGAGCGAGAGUUGUUCAAGGUCUUGGUACCGCCAUGUGGGAGUCUGUCAUGUACUCGAUCAUCGGCGAUUUGUACCAUGUCCAUGAGCGUGGCAUUCGGGUUGCAGCCCUAACUAUCGCAAUUUCAGGUCUAGCAAACCUUCCUGCUCUACUUUCCGGGGUGAUCACCGAAAGACUUGGAUGGCGAUGGAUGUUCUGGAUGCUAGCAAUCUUCCUGGGCAUUGGCGUUUUCCUGCUUGUAAUUUUCGGCUGGGAAACAGCCUAUAACAGAGCACCUAUCUAUAACAUAGACACGAGUUCUAACAACAACAUUGAUCUGCUCAGCGCCAUGAAAGAAAACCAUUCGUACGUUGAAAAUGUCGAGCCGAGUGUAGACACUGUGGAGAAAGCUCAGGUAGGGGAGGACGCCCCGAAGCCGCGCAAUCCAUUCGCCAAGCGUUUACUGCCUUUCAGCGGAGUUUACUCGCCAGAUAGUAUCCUUUUGAUGCUUCUCCGACCCUUCACCAUUCUCGCCAACCCGGCUGUGAUCUGGUCGACCCUCUUCCUCUCGAUCACUACUGCCUGGUUUGUGGUGAUCAGUUUCAUCAUCGCACAAAUCUUCUCCGCCCCGCCAUAUCUGUUGGAUUCUGCUCACAUCGGCUACAUGUCUGCGGGACCAUGUAUCGGUGGCAUCUUGGGGUCUGUUGUUUCCGGCCUGAUGUCUGACCCUCUUGUAAUUGGCCUUGCCAAGAGGAACAGGGGAGUCUACGAACCGGAAUUUCGGCUCAUCCUCUUGCUUCCUUUCCUGGUCACCGCUAGCAUUGGAUUCUUCUGUUUCGGCAAUUUUGUCGAACGGGGAUACUCGCCUGUAGUGAUGACUGUUAUCUGGGGCAUCGCCCUAGCAUCACAGCAGUUCAUGUCCGUUGCUGUCGGCACAUAUAUAAUUGACGCAUACAGGGACAUUUCGGUGGAGGUGUUCAUUAUCGGCAUGGUUGUGAAGAACUUCCUCUUCUUCGGCCUCUCCUUUGGAGUAAACGAUUGGGUAACCAGGUGGGGUUCCGCCCGCGUGUUCGACACUAUCGGAGGCAUUGAAGUGGCUCUCUUUUUCCUCUCCAUUCCAAUAUGGGUCUGGGGCAAGCAGUGGCGUGCUUAUUUCCACUUCAAGCAUAUCUCUUAAA
Messenger RNA from Mollisia scopiformis, 1749 nucleotides. Its product is annotated as MFS general substrate transporter. Gene Ontology annotation, biological process: transmembrane transport. The record is from RefSeq and is a predicted model, not a curated record. The transcript has 6 exons. NCBI's taxonomy places the organism in Eukaryota, Fungi, Ascomycota, Leotiomycetes, Helotiales, Mollisiaceae. The coding region runs from base 114 to 1748 and encodes 544 amino acids. Gene Ontology annotation, molecular function: transmembrane transporter activity.